Helianthus annuus (common sunflower) is the source of this 3552-nucleotide messenger RNA. RefSeq names its product AP-4 complex subunit epsilon. The record is from RefSeq and is a predicted model, not a curated record. The transcript is spliced from 10 exons. The annotation marks the transcript as partial. Gene Ontology annotation, biological process: intracellular protein transport; receptor-mediated endocytosis. Gene Ontology annotation, cellular component: AP-4 adaptor complex; membrane coat. NCBI's taxonomy places the organism in Eukaryota, Viridiplantae, Streptophyta, Magnoliopsida, Asterales, Asteraceae. Gene Ontology annotation, molecular function: cargo adaptor activity.
ACCUACCUAACUACCCCUUCUCUCUCAUUCCCCUCAACAAAGUUCGUCUAUAGUCAUCCUUACAUACGAGCAUUGACACCGGAAAACCACAAGAUCCACCGUACUCUGUCAGUGAUCUCAUCUCUCUCCUCUACAUCAGCGUCCGUAAAACCGAACCGAACCCAUUCCUCACCGAACCCAUUCCUCACCUCUCUCCAACUUCAACCCCCUCUCCCACAAAACCUCCCCCAAAUUUCCACUCACCUACUAAACUUCCUGAUCUACCUUCAAUCACCUCACCCCAAUCCCAUCCAUAACCCCCAAUUGACACUCCAAAUCAAUCUGGAGCAGCUGAAAACCAUCGGCCGGGAGCUCGCACUGGGCUCCCAUGGCAGCAACUUCAGCCAGUCCAAAGAGUUCCUCGAUCUCGUCAAAUCAAUCGGCGAAGCCCGAUCCAAAUCCGAAGAAGACCGCAUCGUCAUUCGCGAGAUCGAAACCCUAAAACGCCGAAUCAACGAUCCCGACACCCCCAAACGCAAGAUGAAAGAGUACAUCAUCCGCCUCGUCUACAUCGAGAUGCUCGGCCACGAUGCAUCCUUCGGUUACAUUCACGCGGUUAAAAUGACCCAUGAUGACUCACUCUUUUUGAAACGAACUGGGUAUUUGGCGGUUACUCUGUUUUUGAACGAGGAUCAUGAUUUGAUUAUUCUGAUUGUCAAUACGAUUCAGAAGGAUUUGAAAUCGGAUAAUUAUUUGGUGGUCUGUGCUGCCUUGAAUGCCUGUUGUAAGUUGAUUAAUGAGGAGACCAUACCGGCGGUGGUUCAGCAGGUGGUGGACUUGUUGGGGCAUGCCAAAGAGGCCGUUCGGAAGAAGGCGGUUAUGGUGUUGCAUAGGUUUUUUCAGAAGUCUCCGGGUUCGGUUAAUCAUCUCGUGUCGAAUUUUCAAAAGAGACUUUCUGAUAAUGACCCUGGUGUCAUGGGUGCUACACUUUUCCCUUUAUAUGAUCUUAUCACGAUAGAUGUAAAUCCUUACAAGGAUUUAGUUGCAAGUUUUGUCAACAUUCUUAAACAAGUUGCUGAGCGCAGAUUGCCAAAAACUUAUGACUAUCAUCAGACACCUGCCCCUUUUAUACAGAUUAAGUUGCUAAAAAUCCUGGCAUUACUCGGUAGUGGUGACAAAAAGUCCAGUGAGCAAAUGUAUACGGUCAUCGGGGACAUAAUGAGGAAAAGCGACACAGCUAGUAACAUAGGUAACGCCAUUCUUUACGAAUGCAUAUGUUGCAUCUCUUCUAUACAACCGAGUCCCAAGCUAUUGGAAACCGCUGCUGACGCAAUCGCUAAUUUUCUCAAGAGUGACAGUCAUAAUUUGAAGUAUAUGGGCAUCGAUGCACUCGGUAGAUUAAUACAAAUAAGUCCCGAUAUUGCUGAACAACACCAACUUGCUGUAAUCGAUUGCUUAGAGGACCCUGAUGACACUCUAAAGAGGAAAACCUUUGAGCUGCUAUAUAAAAUGACGAAGUCGUCCAAUGUGGAAGUAAUAGUAGACCGUAUGAUUGAUUACAUGAUUAGCAUUAAUGAUAAUCAUUACAAAACUGAAACGGCAUCGAGAUGUGUGGAGCUUGCCGAACAAUUUGCUCCCAGUAACCAUUGGUUUAUCCAGACGAUGAACAAAGUUUUCCAGCAUGCUGGGGAUUUAGUGAACCCUAAAGUCGCACAUAACUUGAUGCGAUUGAUUGCUGAAGGAUUUGGAGAGGAUGAUGAUACUGCAGAUAGUCAGCUGAGAAUGUCCGCUGUAGAAUCUUACCUGAAAAUAGUUGAUGAGCCAAAACUUCCAUCUGCAUUUCUCCAGGUCAUAUGUUGGGUGUUGGGUGAAUAUGGAACGGCAGAUGGUAAAUAUUCUGCUUCCUACAUCAGUGGUAAGCUAUGUGACGUGGCAGAAGCACACUCGAGUGAUGAUACAGUUAAGGCGUAUGCAGUGACAGCACUUAUGAAAGUAUAUUGUUUCGAGAAAGCCGCUGGACGAAAAACAAGUCUGUUACCAGAGUGCCAGUCGUUGCUUGAGGAAUUAUCAGCGUCUCAUUCGGCGGAUCUCCAACAACGGGCAUACGAAUUCCGGGCAAUCCUUGAUCUUGACGCAAACGCCAUAGAGAACAUAAUGCCACUAGAUGCAAGCUGUGAGGACAUCGAGAUCGAUACAAGCCUAUCGUUUCUUGAUAAUUACGUCCAGAAGGCAAUAGAGCAGGGGGCUGAACCCUAUAUUACGGAAAACGAACGUUCCGGAACUUUAAAUAUCAGUAAAAUCAGAAACCAUAACGCGUAUGAAAAUUCAACUCAUUCUCUUAGGUUUGAGGCGUACGAGGUUCCAAAACCCGUGGUCCCCACUAAAAUACCCUCGACGGUUACGUAUCCAACGGACUUAGUACCUGUAACUGCAACUGUAUCUGAGCCUUCUUAUCAACCGUCGGUUCAACCUACCUGGCCUUUAGUACCUGUUUCCGAUGCGGGCUCAGCCUUGGGCUCGACGGAACUCAAGUUACGGCUUGAUGGGGUUCAAAAGAAGUGGGGUAAGCCCACUUACUCAUCAGGUGCAUCCUCAUCGUCUACCUCGAACUUCGAGUUGGAUAGGACUACGGUUAAUGGUGCUACGAAACCCGAUACAGCGAUAUCGAAACCACGUGAACCAAGGCAGUCACAUGCUGAGGUUUCGGAAGAGAAGCAGAAACUGGCAGCUUCUUUAUUUGGGGGUAGGACUUCAAGGUCUGAAAAGAAGCAAUCUGGUAAGGUUUCGAGAACAACUAAUCACGGAGAAGAUAAAGUGCAGUCUGCAACCGUAACCGUACCCGUAACCACAGCGGUUCAAGCUCAACCGCAUCCACCUGACUUGCUUGAUCUGGGUGAACCGGUUGGUGAUACAAGUAGCUAUUCAUCAACUGUGGAUCCGUUUAAACAACUGGAAGGUCUUCUUGAUUUGAGUCAAGACUUUAAUGCUACUGCUGCUGGUACCUCUAAUGGUCCGGAUCUUAUGUCUCUAUACUCAGACACUGAUACAAAUGGGAACCCGAAUCAGAAUCUGAAUCCCGUGAAUGGUUCAGUGAACCCAAGCAAGAAACCGGCGUUGUUGACCAAGGGCCCGAGCCUGAAAGAUGCGUUGGACAAAGAUGCACUCGUUAGGCAAAUGGGGGUGAACCCAACGGGCCAAAAUCCAAACUUAUUUAGUGAUUUGCUUGGUUAAUCAGUUGUUAUUACUGCUAAUAUCACAACCUGGAUUUCUACAUGGAAGCUUUAUAUUACAAGAUCGAAACCGAUUUAAAGGAGGAGCAUGUGUGAUUGGGCCGGGCUGUUCGUGUUGAGGUGGGUCCCAGGUAAAGAUUUGUAUUCGAGUGUUAUACCAUCUUGUACUAUUAGGAUUUGCCUGUUUUUGUUUUAAUUGCUGGGAGAGGAGUUAUUGUAUUUUAAGGAAGAGAUUGUUCUUGUUGCUUCAUAUGCAGUAAAAAUACAGUGUACAUUUGUCUUUACUCUUCACGUACUCACCAUGUUCGUUUUUCUCGAUAAUAAAGUGGUCUGUGAUUCUGAA